Molecule: messenger RNA, 948 nt
Organism: Lathyrus oleraceus (garden pea)
Lineage: Eukaryota; Viridiplantae; Streptophyta; Magnoliopsida; Fabales; Fabaceae
Exons: 3
Coding region: 1-948 (315 amino acids)
Source: RefSeq, a predicted model, not a curated record
AUGACAAUUACGGACUAUGAUGCUAUGUUUGAGGAGUUGUCUCAAUUCUGCCCUCAUUAUAAUGGGGUGAAACUGAAGGAUCUAAGUGCAUUAAACAGUCGUGCUAGAUCCAGUCAUUACAAGAGCAUUAGUGACAAGAGAAGUGGUAAUCAGAAUCAUAACAAGACUUAUGAUGUUAAAGAUUCUAAGGGAAAACAAAGGUUUCAACCGAAGACUAUUGGUGUGAAGACUCAAAGUGGGGGAGGUGCUCUUACUCCUGUUAGGUGUUUCAAGUGUGAAAAGCCCAAGAAGAUUGCUGAUACUAAAGUUCAAGGGAAGGCUUUUGCUCUCAAUGGUGCAGAUGCUUCAGAUUCGGAUAAUAUCAUAAGAGGUACAAGUUUUAUUAAUGGAAUUCCUUUGGUUGCUAUUAUUGAUAUGGGUGCUACGAAUUCGUUCAUAUCUACUAAUUAUGUGAAAAGGCUGAAUCUUGAGGUGUCUUCUAUGAAUGGUCAUAUGGUCAUUGAUACUCCAGCUAAUGGCUCAGUGACUACUACAAUGGGUUGUUUGCAUUGUCAUGUCACUGUUUAUGACAGGGAUUUCAUGAUUGACUUAGUGUGCUUACCGUUAAGUCAACUCGAUAUUAUCUUGGGUAUGAAUUGGUUGACAUUCAACCACAUCUACAUUAACUGUUACAAUAAGUCCGUGGUUUUUCCAGAGUUUGUUGUAGAGGAAGAUUCUAUGUUUAUUUCUUCUAGUCAAGUGGGAAAGUUCUUAAAAGGUGAAGAGAAGGUGUUUUCUAUGCUUUCUUCCUUGAAACUUGAGAAAGAAGAAGUGAUCGGUAAUCUGCAGGUAGUCUGUGAUUUUCCAUAUGUAUUUCCUAACGACAUCAGUGAUCUACCUCCAGAAAGAGAAGUUGAAUUCAUCAUAGAUUUAGUACCUGGUACUAGACCUGUGUCGAUGGCUCCUUAA